Molecule: messenger RNA, 2623 nt
Organism: Anas platyrhynchos (mallard)
Lineage: Eukaryota; Metazoa; Chordata; Aves; Anseriformes; Anatidae
Gene: SLC39A11
Product: solute carrier family 39 member 11
Biological process (GO): zinc ion transmembrane transport
Cellular component (GO): membrane
Molecular function (GO): zinc ion transmembrane transporter activity
Source: RefSeq, a predicted model, not a curated record
CGGCUCCCGCUGCGCUCAGCAUGCUCCCGGGGCAGGGCCCGGUGCUGCAGUCGGUGCUGGGGACCCUCCUCACCUGGGGGCUGACAGCGGCUGGCUCGGCGCUCGUCUUCGUCUUCUCCAGCGGGCAGAGGCGGAUCCUAGAUGGGAGCCUGGGCUUUGCUGCGGGGGUCAUGCUGGCCGCUUCCUACUGGUCCCUGCUGGCCCCGGCUAUCGAGAUGGCUGAGGAGUCCGGCACCUUUGGGGCUUUUGCCUUCCUCCCCGUGGCCGUGGGCUUUGUUCUGGGAGCAGCUUUUGUGUACGGGGCCGACCUGCUCAUCCCGGUGCUGGGUUUCAGCGGACCCCCCCACGCGGCAUUUGCCUUGAGCUACGACCCGCGAGCGGCGAAAGAGAAACACGAGCAGGAGCCUGCCUCUCGCCUGGACUACGAGAGCGAGUUGUCCAUCCGGAUAGACAAAGGUGAAAACGGGGAGCCGUACCAGAGGAGGAAGGGCGCAGGGACCAGCCCACCCGACGGCCCCCCGCCGUUCCCCGUGCCCAAGGACAGCUCCCCGAUGGGCAGCAGCAGCAGCUGGAGGCGAAUUCUGCUGAUGAUCCUCGCUAUAACCAUCCACAACAUCCCAGAGGGCCUGGCCGUGGGAGUCGGAUUCGGGGCUGUUGGAAAAUCAGCGUCUGCCACCUUCCAGAGCGCCAGGAACCUGGCGAUCGGGAUCGGCAUCCAGAACUUCCCCGAAGGCCUCGCCGUCAGCCUGCCUUUACGUGGCGCGGGAUUUUCCACCUGGAAGGCGUUCUGGUACGGGCAGCUGAGCGGCAUGGUGGAGCCCUUGGCUGGCGUCUUCGGUGCCUUCGCCGUGGUGGUGGCAGAGCCUCUCCUCCCCUACGCCCUGGGCUUCGCGGCCGGAGCAAUGGUCUACGUGGUGAUGGACGAUAUCAUCCCCGAGGCGCAGACCAGUGGCAACGGGAAGCUGGCUUCCUGGACCUCCGUGCUCGGCUUCGUGGUGAUGAUGUCCCUGGAUGUCGGCCUGGGGUAGGGCAGCUCGCUGCUCCCCGCGGGAAGGCUUCUCACCAGCGGCCGUGGUGGCACAUUGGGGACCGGGCACGCCUUAGCCUCUUCGAUUUUUAUUUUAUUUUUUAUUUUUUUCUACAUGACUAUUUUUUUUUGGAUCUGGUUUGGUGUUAAUUCCCUCUGAUUUGGUCUGUCUGCUCCCCCCAACGUCACGUCGAUGGUUUUCAAAGCACAAACGCGGGGGGUUCGGUGCGGGUCCUGCUUUCCUUUCGCCACCAGAUUUUCUGUUUCCCCCUAGAGGGCUGAGACACAUCGGCCAGGGCACAGGUCCUGCUUGACUUUUCCUUCAGCUCUGGGGUGUUUUCUCUGAAUCAGGUGGGUUUUGAUCAUCCUUGGUCUGCAGAAGGGCAGGAAUUCACCGUCGCAUGCUCUAGGGUUGCGUCCCAAGGCAUUUAAUGAGGUAAACUCCUCAAUUUCCACCCCUGGUUCUGGAAGGCAGGGGGAAGAAUUAGGGUUAGGACAACACGUGCAGCACCCUGUGGGGCAGCAGGUCUGACACAUCCCGCUGGGCCUGGGCAAUGGUUUAGGGCUUUCGUUGUUCUGACGGAUACAAGUAGUCCAAGCAAAUAAAAAUGAAUUUUCUUGGUAUCUCUGCGAGAGGAAAAUACUGAUUUUUCCUGAACUUAUUUCAUAAGCAGGGCUUUGUUCCAGUGCAUGGUGGCUUGUCCGAUACCCAGAGGGUUUUCUGGGGAAAAAAAAAAAUAAGGAGAGGAGAAUCUUUGUGUUUUCUAGCAGGCACUCGGUGACAAGGCAAGGUGUGGUUCCCCGCGGUGUGCUCCGUGCCUGUCGUGCAGCAGGACGCAUUUCCACGUGGGCCCACGGCCGUGGGGCAUUACUGAAUUUGCUUUUUUUCUGGCUGCUCUUUCAAAUCCUUGACAGCUCCCCGACAAUCUCCUGCAGCCCCCAGAGGUGGCCCUGGGGGCUCCUCAGCCCCCUCUGCCCAGCCCGGUGCUGAGUUAACCUCCCCGAGGACCCCAGGGUGCCAGAAACUCUCAUCCUCCCGAGCAGCAUCGGGAUGCGAUAGCUCAUCAGUGGGAGCUAAUUCCCCUAAUUAAACACUCAUUAAUGUGGCUGCCUCUUUGCCGUCUUCCUUUGGAGCAUCUCCUGUCCCCUCCCCGUGCCGUGCCACGGCUGAACCUGCUUCGUGCUCAAGUAGAGAGCGAAAUGCAGGAGUGGGUGCAAGGCACGCCUCGCCCUCCACCAAGGCUGCUUCAUUUUUCAGGAAAUUUUCAGGAAAAAGGGGUUAAUGAGAUUUUUCAGCAGCAUAACUGGAUCUCUUGGCUGCUGCUUGCAUCUCAGCCCCUCUGCGGCCGUAUCUGUGGGCACAGGGUGGUGCCAGCCAGCGCGGGUCCUGCUGGAGAGGCUGCACCAGGGCAGCCGGGGGAAGAGGCUGGAGUAAACCCGGUCAGAGCCAUGCAUUUCUGUUCAGUUCGUCGUUUCGGUUGGGUUUCAUUUGUACUUCGUUCGUAUGUCACUCUGGAUGAUACAAAACUACUGUUUGCCAAUGGAUUUGACCUUUUUACUGUGAUUGGUUUCAAUAAAUGGGAAAUUCUGAGUUUG